AUGCCGAAAGGCGGCAAAUCGUCGCUAACGCCGGUUUGGGCAGGCGUUCGCGAAGAUCUUUACGCAUUUCUUCGAAUAUUUCUAGUCCAUAAACCAAUAGUAUACUCGCAUUUUAAAGCAUUAUUCCAAGCGCAUGGAAUGCCGACGAUAUUCAACGGACGGCAUGAUGGCGCAGAAUGCAUUGAGGAGCAACUUUACGGAUUGUAUAUUACCUACACUUUUUACUACCUACAAAGCGCCAACUAUGUCGUAAAAAUUCGCAUGGAUCCCGAUGGAAUUCAAAGUUUUUUAAAAUUGUCGCAAAAAUUGAAAAAUUCUGGCCAUUUUGAUGCUUAUGCGUGUACGAUGAAACUAAUCCAUGACGAAGCAAUCAAAGUCGUAGCCUUUGUGCAAAUUCAUGAUCCAUCUUAUAAGAAAACCUACGAUGUUGAUAACAGCUUUGAUGAUAUUUUAACGGUUACCAACGUAAAUGAACCAUUUUCGAGUAUUUCUCGGAUUUUGGAAUCGGACAAUGCAAACGCUGCGAAAAUGCUCUAUCGAGUUUAUAACGAGCAUAAACGGCUUUAUUUGAGCAAUAAGGAUUUGAUGGCAUUUUUAUCCAAAGAUCCAAUAAAAGAAAUCGAAGAGACAAUAGCGACAAAGACGAAAAACUUCUUCUUGGCCAGCCAUCGUCAGAAUGUUGAUAAAUUGAAGGUCAAGAUCCCUUCAGCUGAAUCUGAAUUAUCGAAUAUUGGCCAUCGUCGGACGAGCAUCAAAGAGCGCACGUAUGGAGCGAAAUUGACAUUCGCGCAGAAUCAACGACAUCGCAAAAACGGAUUGCAGAAUGCCCACGAGCAGGUUUCCUUUGAGUUUGCGGAUCUACCUCCAGUGGAACGCGAGGUGGAAAUAACUGAAGCGUCCGAUACUUACGCGAACGAGGCAGUCGUGGAUGACGAACCUAUGGAAUUGGUCAUCGAAGAUGAGCUACCAGUGGAAAAUGAAGUUAUUAAAAAAGGAGAGAUUACCCUUGAUAAUAAGAAUAGUCCAUCUUCGAAUGUGAAACUUGAAAAUGAUCAGAACUCGUUAAUGGCUUCUGUAUUCGAAGAAUCGUUGCGAAUGGCUAAUGAACUGAAGAGAUCUCAAAGUGUUGAUAAUAAUAAUAAAGAUUCAAAUGGCAUUUUGAAAGACGAGAAAGAGAUGGCGAAAAAACAACGCGAGGCAAAGAAAAGCGUCUCGUUUAACGAUUUGGCUGAAGAUAAAUUUAUUCCACUGGAAUUUGAUGUGAAUAUUCAUGACGAGUUCAGCGAAAAGAAAGAGAAUGAUGAAGAUGAGAUAGGCGUAAUGGAAAUUGAUGAAUCUGACGAAUUUGAGAACAGGUUCGAUGUGUUUGAUAAUAUUGAAAAACGCAGCAAUGCGGUUUCCAAUGACGAAUCUUCGAAAAUGCCAGUAAUUGAUAAUGAAGUCACAUCUAAUGCAGGACGAAAUGAAGAGAAUGAGGUGUUCAAAGAAAAUGAUGAAGAUCAAUCAACUUCUUUAUCAAUUUCUCUAGUGGAAGAAAUUUCAAGCAAACAUCCAUCGAAUCAGUCUGCAGAUUGUAUGGCUUUCACGUCCAACAUGUCUAGCAUUCGUAAUAUGACUGAAAACGAAAAUGACAUUGAGCCGAAUCUCGAAAUAUGUGAUGGUGAGAUGGUCGAUGAUUGCGCCAGCUCCGACAAUAUCGAGUAA
Caenorhabditis bovis is the source of this 1704-nucleotide messenger RNA. The record is from the annotation of a GenBank genome assembly. NCBI's taxonomy places the organism in Eukaryota, Metazoa, Nematoda, Chromadorea, Rhabditida, Rhabditidae.